AUGGCCAACAACGACGACCCGGGCACAACGACGCCGCGCACCAGCGGCCCGUCGCGCGCCUCGUCGCUCAAGGGCGCGAUGGAGAGCAUCGCCCUCGCCGCGGCCUCCAUCUCGUCCAAGACGACAAACCGUAUCCGGCGCAAGCCUGUGCCGUCUCCACCACCAGACGACGAGGAGGAGGGCGUGGAACAGGACGAGGACCCCUUCGCCAAAGUCGACACUCCACACCAGACUCCGCACCCCCUCACGCGGCGCAACGACGCGUGGGCUGGGUCGGUCGACACAUUCUACGGCGACGAGGAGGUCCUUGCCACCCGUCCCGAGACGCACUCGGCACGCGCAAGCUGGGGCGUGGGGCCGUCGCUUGGCGUGCACUCGUCCGCUAGUAGCACUCGAGCCGACCCAGACGCCAGCAGCGCGAGGCUCGGCACGGACGAGAGCACCCAUGGCCUCCUGCAUGCGAGCAGUCGAGUUGACUCGGACAAGGAGAUUCCGACGAACGCGUCUGCCCCCGAGGCCAUAGUCGACCCCGCCAACCCUCGCCGCUCAAUCUACCCGCCUGCCGGGUUCAACGUGUUCCCUUCUGCGGCAGACACGUACCCGCCACAGCGCCCCGCAUCGCCGCCGUUAACGGAGAGGAGCUCGCCACCACCAGUCCGGGCGAGAUUCAGAUACCUGAUCACACUUGCGCCGCGCCGCCUACAGCUCACUACACUCCUCCCCGCACUGUUCUUCUCGGUCGCUGGCGCGCUCGUCCAGCCGUACAUGACUAUCGUUAUCGGCAACGCGUUUGGCGCACUGGCAAAGUACCCGCCAGGCCCGCCGUUAACGCCGCCGCAGACGCCAGAGCAGAAACAGAAGCUUGUCUCCGACGUCGGCACGGCCUCGAUCAAGCUCCUAGUCACUGGCCUUGUCGCCUGGGUGCUGGAAUACUUUAAGACCUCUGCAUGGUAUCACUUUGGCGAGGGCCUCACGGACCACCUCCGCCGCCUUGUAUUCGACGGCGUGCAGCGCAAACCCAUGGCAUGGUUUGACGUCGGGAUGGGCAUGCAGAACGACGAAGGGGUGAAGGAGGAAGAGGGCGCAAAUGUGGCGGUCGGUAUGGGCGGUCUCAUGGCCAAGUUUACUCGUGAAACGGACGACGUCCGCAUCGCGACUAUCACAGGCAUUCCCAAGACGGUGCAGUCGGUGAUCACCUUCCUCAUGUGUCUCGGGCUGGCGCUGUACAAGAACCCCAAACUUGCGGUUGUCACUCUGUCGGCGGUUCCCCUGCUCAUUGGAAUCAACAUGGUCACACGGACAAUCUGCCAGCCGCUGUACGCUGUCGAGCGGCGGGGAUUCGCGGAGGCAUCGACCGAUGUCGAGCGGAGCACGGCAGCUAUCGCGACCGUCAAAGUGCACAAUGCACAGGCGACCGAGCUGGACCGCUUCCGACGCCCGAUCAACAACGCGCGUGACUCGCUCUUCAAGCAAGGCUUGGUCUGGGGCGCAUGCUUUGGCUCAACCAACGCCCUCAUCUUUACCAUCUUUGUAGCCGGUUUCUGGUACGGCGCCAAGAUCGUGCACGACGGCGAGGCGAGCGUAUCCAACGUCAUGACCGUCUUCUGGGCGUGUCUGAUGGGCACUAGUGCGCUGCAGGGCGGAUUCCUUCCUCUGGGUUUCAUCACCAAGGGCGCAAUGUCGCUUGCUUCGCUGUUGACAGUCAUCCAAGACGACGACAGCCUGCGCACGCCCGGACCAGAGGACGGCAAGGGCAUCAUCCCACCACGCUGCCAGGGUUCGUUCGACCUGCACGAAGUGUUCUUUGCGUAUCCUUCGAGGCCGGAAGACAACGUGCUGUCUGGUGUCACAAUGUUCCUCCCCACUGGCGAGACGACGUUCGUCGUAGGCGGCUCAGGCUCGGGCAAGUCGACGAUUGCACAACUGUUGCUCCGGCUCUACGAGCCAGACUUUGGCGACAUUGUCUUUGACAACAUCGACUUUGACGAGCUCGACAUGACGUUCACGGGCCAGCAAAUCGCCGCCAUCCAGCAGGGAUGCAUUCUCUUCGACUUGUCGGUGCACGACAACGUCGCAAUGGGUAUGGUUGGCUCGGGGCCAAACAAGGAAGGCAAGAUCAGGACACCGGCAGAGGUCACGCGCGACGAGGUGAUCGAGGCGUGCAGGCUCGCCGACAUUCACGACUUUAUCAUGUCCCUUCCGGAGGGAUACGAGACGCGGUUGGGUACCGGUGGUUCGCAACUCAGCGGAGGGCAGCGGCAAAGGCUUGCCAUCGCCCGUGCGAGGAUCCGUAACCCGACGGUCCUGAUUUUGGACGAGGCCACCUCUGCCCUCGACGUCACCUCGCGAGUAAUCGUCUUCGAGGCCAUCAAAGCGUGGCGCAAGAACCAGACCACCAUUGUCAUCACGCACGACCUGUCGCAGAUAGGCCAAGACGACUUUGUGUACGUCAUGAACCAUGGCGUGGUCGCCGAGCAAGGGUUCCGCUUCGACCUCAUGGCCAUGGACGGGCGUAACGGGUCGUCGUUGGGCGUGUUCGCCGCACUGGCAGCCGAGCAGAACGUCGCGCCCGUCCCGCCGAAAGAACACGAGACGUGGCACGACGCGAGCGCGGUGCAGGACGCCAUUGUAACCCGCGGGCCCGAGCACCCAGACUACAUCCCGACCUGGGCGCGCCCGACGAGCAUGAUGGCCGAGCCCGACAUCGACUACUUUAACAACCCACUGGCGUCGUUAGGGGAUGCUGUUGUGACACCUGGCGUUACCCGGCGCCGGUCGGUGGGUGUGCGCCGCCGCUCGCAGCACUUUGGCGAGGAGAAGGAGAAGUCUGCGGAGACACACCGGCGCAGCGUCUCAAUGGAGGACAAGCCCGUGCCUGGCCGCUCGCAGCAGUUUGCCGAGGACAACAUCGCACGCCAGCGGAGCACAUCGAUUGAGAACAAGUCCGAGCCCCAACCCGAACGCCCGUCCACAGCACAGAGUGAUCGCAAAGUAUCGUUCUCGCCGCCUUUUGUUUCGCCGCCCGACCUGACUCUCGCUCAGCACAGGCUUGCUUGGUCGGCACAGGACCUGGGCAACGGGCCGUUCCACCAGCGCGCAACUGUCGGCGCGCUGGUGCCGAAGCGAGCAAGCGGCGAGAGCUACCACUACGUCCUGAAGCGGACCACGAGAGAAAUCCAGGCUUCGGCGGAGCAAGCGCACCUGGACCUGAACCCGGGGUCUGUGGCGGCCGUCGCUGCCCCAGCCGGGAAGCGGCGCGGGCUAUUCGCCACAAUAUGGUGGUACAUCCCAUCCGUGCCAUACAAGCCUGCGCUGUGCUUCGGGCUGCUCGCGGCCGUGCUCGAAGGUGCCCAGACGCCGAUCUGGUCCUUCUUCAUCUCCAAGCUCAUGGCGCUCGUGGGCGCACCCAACGCCGCCGCCGAGCUCCCCAAAACCGGCGGCAUCCUCAUCGGGCUGUCCGUCUCGGGCGGCCUCUUCCUCUUCCUGCAAGCGUACAUCCUGCAGGGCGUCUCGGCGAUGUGGACGGCCAAGAUCCGCGCGGAGGCAUACGAGCGCGUGCUCGCGCAGGACAAGGCGUGGUUUGACGACCCGGCUCAUAGCCCCGCACGCAUGGUGCAGCACCUGAUCAAGGACGUAGACGACAUGCGGCACCUCAUCUCGACCGUGUUGCCGAAGAUUGUCGUGGUCACCAUGAUGAUGGGGCUCGGGCUCGUCUGGGCCAUGGUGGCCGGGUGGCAGCUGACGCUCGUCGGGCUGUCACUCACCCCGCUCUUUGUGGCCAUGUUCGCUGGCACAGAGGGGAUCCUCUCUCGCACCGAGAUCCACAACAAGGUUCGCCGGGAGAACGUCGCGCGCGCAUUCUACGAGAGCGUGGCUAAUAUCCGCGGGAUCCGCUCCAUGGGACUCGAAAGCUCGUUCCGUGACAAGUUCACCGAGCACGCCGAGGACGCGCGCAAGUCGGGGCAGGACGCCGCGUGGCUCAACGGUAUCGGGCUCGGCGUUGCCGUUGCCAUCCCGAUCUUCGCGCAGGCCAUCAUGAACUAUGUCGGCGCGGUGUUCAUCAAGCAGGCCAUCAUGAACUACGCGACCAUGCUGCAGGUGUACACGCUCGUCCUGUUCAGUCUCACCUUUGGUGCGCAGGUCCUCUCCUUCAUUCCCUUCGUGUCCAAGGCCAAGGCUGCCGCGCACGACUUUGGCGGCCUCUUCAUCCUGUCCACCGCCACGCAGGAAAGUACCGGGAUCCAUCCCUUCCCAGCGGGCACCGACAUUGCCUUUGAAGGCGUCGCGUUCCGGUACCCCACUCGGCCUGACGUGUCCGUCUUCUUCGGCCUCUCGCUCUCGAUCAAGGCGGGCGAGUGCGUCGCCAUCGUCGGCCCCUCAGGAUCAGGCAAGACGACAAUCGCGGCGCUCCUCCAGCGCCUGUACGAGCCAUCGAGCGGCACCGUGUCCCUCGGCGGCGUCGACCUGUCAACCAUCAAGGUCGCGUGGCUGCGCGCACACAUCGCCGUCGUAUCGCAGACGGCGUCCCUCUUCGACGCCUCAGUGGCCGACAACAUCGCCUACGGGAGCAAGGACGUGACGCGGGAGGACAUUAUCGCGGCGUGCAAGCAGGCCAACAUUCACGAGUUUAUCCUGUCCCUCCCGCGGGGGUACGACACGAAUCUGGGCGAGAACGCGGCCCUCAUCUCGGGCGGCCAGGCGCAGAGGCUGCAGAUUGCGCGCGCGCUGGUGCGCAAGUCGCGCAUUCUGAUCCUCGACGAGUGUACCUCGGCGCUCGACAUUGAGAACCAGCGUACCGUCCUCGACACGAUUCUGCGCGUGCGUGGCGCCCAGACGACCAUCUUCAUCACGCACUCGCUCGAGGUGAUGAAGCACUGCGACCGCCUCAUUUGUCUCGGGGACGGACUGGUCGCGGAGGAGGGGAGUUACGCCGAGCUCAUUGCGCGUGGUGGCGUGUUUGCAAAGCUUACGCGCACGGGCGAGUGGGAGUAGGGGGGCUGUGGCUUCUGUUACGAGAGAGAUAUGGUGAUAAUGCAACGUGAG
Vanrija pseudolonga is the source of this 5043-nucleotide messenger RNA. RefSeq names its product ABC transporter B family member 6 (gene ABCB6). Gene Ontology annotation, cellular component: membrane. NCBI's taxonomy places the organism in Eukaryota, Fungi, Basidiomycota, Tremellomycetes, Trichosporonales, Trichosporonaceae. Bases 1 to 4992 code for a protein of 1663 amino acids. Gene Ontology annotation, molecular function: ATP hydrolysis activity; ABC-type transporter activity; ATP binding. The transcript is spliced from 4 exons. Gene Ontology annotation, biological process: transmembrane transport. The record is from RefSeq and is a predicted model, not a curated record.